AUGUCAACUGUGGCGAAAGAUACCAAGGCCCUUUCAGUCCUGCAGUCGUCACGCGGCUUCAUCCAGCGGCAGCUCCCUGCCUGGUUACAACCCGCUGUUGGACAACUCUGCAGUCAUCUUCCGCAAUCAUGGUUCGGCGAUCUACAUCUGACUGACACCGCUCGAGCCUUCGGUCCCAUGCUUCAGACUCUCAAGACAGCAGGCGAAUCCUAUCUUGGUAUGGUAGACUGCCUCCACACCAUCGGCGUAUCUCUUCCACGACCCAUAUCGCCCCAGCUCCACGGCUCUCUCCAGUCGGCUGCUUCAUCGCUCUCACUCUCCCUCCUGGAUCCCCGCUUCUCACGCCUUCCCGCUGGGGUAUACGCGGCAAGUGGUUAUGGAGUGGCCGCGAAAUGCCGCAACUUUCCGACAGAUUACUGCGACGAGGCACGGUUGAUGUUAGCGAUCGACUACAGCCGCGCUGCGCUCACGGCAGCGCUCAUUCACGAGGAUGUGCCAUUGUAUCGCACACUUCGUACCUUUCACUCCGAGACGCUCGGCGGGGCAGCGCUGGACCGCACAUGUUCAUCCCCCGAUCGUAGGGAUCUCGACUGCACGGCAGGGCUGCGGGUCGCGUUGACAAACAUUACAAAGCUUCCGGCGUCAGAAGACGAAGAUGCCAAAGAGAUAACCUUCGUCCAGACUAUCGUAGUUCACGGUGAAUCUGCCUCCGACUUCAGACUCAACUCUGUCUUACGAGACGUGCUCUCUAGAGGUGACGACGACGAUGAUGGUGGCAAUGCUAUGGAAUUUAUCGUUAACGGCGGACAAUCAUCGAGCCACGUCUCGCCACUCUACGCCGCCGCGCGUGGCAUCGCAGAGUUCGGCUGGCUGGUAAUCGAUGAGCCACUUCCAGACGGAUGCAAUUGCAACGACUUCACGAGACGACGCAUGUGUUGA
Fulvia fulva is the source of this 939-nucleotide messenger RNA. RefSeq lists its product as uncharacterized. The transcript has a single exon. Lineage: Eukaryota; Fungi; Ascomycota; Dothideomycetes; Mycosphaerellales; Mycosphaerellaceae. The record is from RefSeq and is a predicted model, not a curated record. The coding region runs from base 1 to 939 and encodes 312 amino acids.